GUUUGCUUCCAGUGCGGAGGACCUCUCGGAUUGAAAACUCCGUGCCGUACUUUACUGGCAUCGAGCAUGCUUUUGCUCUGCAACCAGCAUACGGUACGCAUAACAUACUAUGCAUCUUUUAGCACUGUCCAAAUUACAAUCGCGAAGCGUCUUCCAAAUGUUUCUUUUCCGAUUCUUCCAGCCGAAAAAACAGACGUCGCGCCAGCCAGACAAUAAACCAUUUAAAUCAGCGCAAGAGCGCGAGAAAGGGCUUCAAGCUCUCUACUUGUCGACCGUGCCGAAGGAGGGGCCUCCUCUUCCUGUGAAGCUGCCGGAAACACUUCCUCCCGGGCAUCCCUGGGCGGCUUGCUGGGAGAAGAGCGGACUUGCUGGCACGGAGAUUAUCCCUUAUCCUGUUCGCGUUGUCCGCGGCUGAGGCGACCUCUGGUGAAGAAUGGAGCUGCGAGAUACGUUGCAAGAAGACAGAAGGCGUACCCUGGCUAGUUCGCUUCGAGUGCUCAUCUCUUGCGGGACCCGGCGUCAACGUUAGUUGUACAAGCUGAGCCGAGUUCGUCAGGGCCAGGACUUUGUGGUGCAUACUCGUCUAGACGUGGGGCUGGUGGUGGGGCUGGUGCCGGCAGCCCUCAAUGACUGGGAGGGAUUCCGGUUGCUGCGCGACCCGAUUGCCAGCCAUACGAAUCGUGCACGUGCUCGCAGAUGGUUCACGCUCGCCCAUUGUUUUAAUGUUUGGCCAGACGCCUGCAGGGUCUUUGGCAGUCCGGAUGGGUAGAGGACGCGUGUGUUGGUGUUCACAAGGGAAGGUUUGAUGGUCUUGGCGUCAUGGCUGCCGUCACCUUUUCUGAGGCCAUGGCAACGAUGGUCGCUAUACCCGGUAGUACGAGAGCCACCCACGGUGGACACGGUGGAUUGCCUCAGGUCGACCUGAGCAACCCUUUGCUUGUCAGCCUCCUUCAGCGAUACCUCUCUGGCGGGAGUCCACUACUGCCACAGGCCGCACCAGCUGGUCAGCUUCGAGUCACCCAAGAAGGGCAUCAUGGUGACCAAAGCCUUCUCCAGCUCUGGGAAGCAUGACUCGUUUGGCCUAACACUGCACAACAUUGACCACGUACCGGUGACCCCGCUUGCCAGCAUCAAGCCAGGCAGUGGGCUACCGGAUUGCUACUGGUGUUUUCAGUCCAUACGGUUGUCCGUGAGGCUGACCAAUUGCAUGCCGACGUACAUCCCGGUCACUGAUGAGGUGUUCGCCUACUUCAGCCGCAAGGUGAAGGUGCCGGUGCCUGCACUGUAAGCCGCCAGGUUGCUAUGGCGAUCUUUGGUGAUCGGCUGAGCAAUGCCACCAUCUGGAGUGUUGUCCGGUUGGUGGACUCCGGCGCCUGGAAGGAGAUAUUGGUACGUGAGUGUGAGGAGAGCGAGAUCGACAGAGACAGCGACAGCAUCAGCAUCAUCAGCGACAAUGGCGACACCGCCUCCAACACUGCCACACCAGCAGCCGCAAGCGUGCAGGUGCCGUGUCUGCAGACAGCGGAGAACAUGAGACGCGGCUGCCCGGUUCGAGGCGGUGCUGGUUAUGGCGAAGGAGCUGGAGGUAGCAAUCACUGCCGCGGCAGACAAAACAUUGGCCGCUGACACUGUGCUGGAGGCCUCAUUGCCUCCCAGCGACCCGAAGGGCAGGCUGACGCGCCUAGUGCAGCUGCUGAAGGGCGUGCGCGAGUGUCCGCCAUUACGGUGGAGCGUGCCACGCAGAUAGCCCAACUGCUGUCCAGCCAUACCGUGGCCGUGCUGUAAACAUAUGCAUAAUAGCAGGCCCCCUCGGUGGGGGCCUGGCCGCGCAGCUGUGGAAUGCAACUAUAUACACCCUCCCCCCCCACCACACAGGCAUAGCGUAUAGACAAAUACAGUUGGCCGAUUGAGACGCUGGCGUGUGACGCGUGCCUACUAAGACAGCAGGGCAUAUGCGCUACGAUAUGCACAUAUAUGUCAUGCCCCUUGUGUGUUAAAAUAACUGGCCGCGAGGCGAAACGUACUGUGAUUGCCGAAAGAUGGAGUCUUCUUGUGUCUGUGUGAGUGACACAGCAGACAUGUGGGUAUUGUUGCGCUUCCCCCAACCCACACCCCUGUGGGGUGACUGUACAGGAGCUGUGCUGCUAGACUGGAGGGGAACUGUGCUGCAUGAAUGGGGUUUGUCUCUUGUGACAAACAGGGUGACCUGUGAGAUAGAAAACAGGGAGAGCCCUGCUGUGACAAACCGAGGGUUUUGGUACAGCGGACAGGGGGUGCUUGUGUGGAACUGGGCGCGCAUUGGGGGGACAUUACCCAUACCCCCUACAGCAGCGGAAUGUAGGGGGCUGUACUGCUAGACAGAUGGGAGUCGGUGCUAUCCUGACUGAGAGGUGGUCUCUGUGACAGAGAGCCAGCAAACUGGAGGAGCUCAGCUGUAGGGUCUCCCCACUGACAAACUGGGGUUCGUUUGUGUGACAAACUAUGGGAGAUUGGUGAAGCGGACAGAGAGUGCUUGUGUGUGCAACUGUGGAUGCAAGAAUGGUCUGUUGGUGGGGGAAACGUUUGUUCCCCCACACCCCUACAGCAGUGGACUGUGCAGGAGCUGUACUGCUGAACAGGGUUUUUUCUCUGUCCCAAACAAGGGGCCUCUAAGCCAGCACACUUAAUGUGCUCUGCUGGAGGUUUGUCUGUCCAACUGACUGGUGGGUAGCUGUACUGCUAUAAAGGGUUGGUCCUUUUCACAAACAGAAAGCCAGCACACUGGAGGAGCUCUGCUGUAACGAACUGUAAUUCAUCUGUACGACAAAGGGGGGAUCAUCUGUAGGACUGACUAGGGGGUAUUUGUAAAGCGGACAGAGCGUGAAUGUGUGUGGAACUGGGGUCGUAAGAAGGGUCUGUUUGUGGGAUUGAACAGGGUCUGUGGAGCGAGGUAUUUAUCGCUUUAGACAGAAAGUAAUGGUGGAGACAGACUGCGAGGAGUCGUUUUCAACAAGGAGUAGGGGGUAAAAUAUGGGUUGGUGGAAAGAGAGGCGUUGGGAAAAGGAGAGAGCGAAGUGUGAAAUGCUGGCAUUUGGGGUAUCUGGAAAAAAUGGUUUUGUAUAGAUCUUGACCUUUUGAAAUGGGGAAAGUAGCAUUGUUAGGUGAAAUAGGUGAGGUACGGAAGCUUAAAAGGGGCGAGGAAAGACGUUCGGGAG
This is a messenger RNA of Astrephomene gubernaculifera, 3194 nucleotides long. NCBI's taxonomy places the organism in Eukaryota, Viridiplantae, Chlorophyta, Chlorophyceae, Chlamydomonadales, Astrephomenaceae. The record is from the annotation of a GenBank genome assembly.